Molecule: messenger RNA, 1615 nt
Organism: Bombina bombina (fire-bellied toad)
Lineage: Eukaryota; Metazoa; Chordata; Amphibia; Anura; Bombinatoridae
Product: short transient receptor potential channel 2 homolog
Exons: 2
Biological process (GO): calcium ion transmembrane transport
Cellular component (GO): membrane
Molecular function (GO): calcium channel activity
Source: RefSeq, a predicted model, not a curated record
ACUAACAGGGCUCUUGAAAAAGGUGACCUUGGAGAAAGCCGUGCAUCGUAUCGCCUGCAGGUGAUCAGAGCUCUGGUUCAGAGGUACAUAGAUACAGCCAGGAGGGAGUUUGAAGAGGGAAGACGUAAAGAUUUGGGGAACAGGAUCACAGAGUUAAACAAGAAUGUUAUUCGCCUGCAGUCGGAGGUGAAGAAUAUGAGACGCUCACUCUGUGACAACAAGGCACCUGUCAGCCCCAGUGAUAAUGGGAAUGUGCUGAGUCAUUACAUCAUGAAAGUCAAGAACAGCUUCCAGAACUUUGACCAGGAAUCCAUCAGCUCAGGAAAGGAAUCAUCAGAGGUGACAAUUCAUCAAGACAAUAUGGUCAGUGUGCCUGAGGAGGACUGCCCACCAUACCCUGAGGAAGUGUUGUACACUAGUGUUGUGCGACAGGAUGCUGACCAGGAGUAAAUGUAAGAGAGAUCAAGUUAAAUAGAUCCAGCUCUUUACAGACCAGGAUAACUACUCAUGGAGUAAAGACUGCAAAUUAAAUGUGCCUUAUUUGCUGAAAAUAUAUUAGCAGCUAUAUUAUUGCAAUUACUUCAUAUAGCACCAGCUGUCUGUAUGAGAUAUAGAUACAAACUAACUAUUGUGUAUAGUUAUCAACAAAAUAUAGAGUGUUAGAAAGGGUUACUCUGAUACAGUAAAACAUGAAUGUAAAAGUGCUGAAAAUCAUGUAUGCAGCUUCUCAGUGUAAACAGAAAUGUUCCACCUUUUUAAUUUAAAAACCUUUCUCUCUAAUGUUUGCACACUGUUACCCGCCUAGGAAAGUAAUGGUAACUAGGGACGCUCUAGUAUACUUACUAAAUGCAGGAAACUGUUUAAAUAUAUAGGACUAGAUUACAAGUGGAGCACAAAAAUGUUAGUGAGAGACUGGAAAUGUGUUGAGAGAUUAUUUCAUUUCUGAUGGAAUCAAUUUUGUUGGUGAAGUAGUUGGCACAAUCUUGAGCUGAGAGAGAUUUGAUAAUAGGAGGUGGGAGUGGAUGGAGAAGGUUAUUGAAAGUGGAGAACAGAUGUUUUUCGUUUGAAGAAAGAGUAGAGAUAAGACUAAAUAAGUAAUCCUGUUUAGAGAGGUUAAGGGCAGAAUAAUAGGAGUUCAAGAUGAACUUGUAGUGAAGAAAGUAAGCAAAAAAACGGGAUUUUCUUCAAUAGGUAGUAUACCAAGGGUUGAGGAUUAGCGCGUGAUUUGCGAGCUAUGGUAGAAGGGCCCAAAUUGUCAAAGACUGAUGUAAGAGUGAAGUUGUAGUGAUAGAUAGAUUGGUCAGGGCAGGAAAAGGAGGAGAUGGAAGUAGUACAGGUUUUAGAGAGUUUGAAAGAUACUGCUGAUUUAGCGACUUAAUGCUUCUGUGGAGUUUGGUGUGUGGGUUAGAUAAAGGGGGAGUAAUAGGAAAAUCUAUGAUGUGUUAAAUGAGGAGAUGAUGGUAAGAAAGAGGAAAAUGGGAAUUUGCGAAGAUUGAGAGAGUGUAUUGAUAGCUGAAAAACAGAUCAAGGCAGUGUCCAUCUUUGUGAGAGGGACAGUCGGUCCAUUGUGACAGACUGUAAGAGAAAGUGAGCUGGAGAAAUGUUUUGCUCCAGG